Molecule: messenger RNA, 426 nt
Organism: Cylicostephanus goldi
Lineage: Eukaryota; Metazoa; Nematoda; Chromadorea; Rhabditida; Strongylidae
Source: the annotation of a GenBank genome assembly
GACCGCAAGAAGAAACGGUAUGUGGGAGCAUCAGGAGAUGGACCGGACAAUAAGAAAAUACGCACGGAAGACGGCACAUGGUUGCCAGCAUCCUAUAAGACAGGCCGUUAUGAAGACUGGAAGAAGAAGCAAAAGCUUGGUUACAAAAAGAAUGACGGAGAUGGUGAUGAGCAAGAAGCAGGACCAUCGAAUGACAACAAAUUUGGGCGCUUCAAUAAAUGGAAAAAUGUUAAUAAGAAGCAGCAAUCGAAGGGCCCGAAAUCUGAACUCAGAAACGUCAGCCAAAUCAAGAAAAUCCGAAAGAAGUCUGCUAAAUUGCAACAGUAUAUGGAACAUCGAAGACUGGAAAAUCUCAAAAAGAAAGCCGCGCACGCAGGUGGAGGGAAAGGAGGUGGUGGUGGAAAAAGACGAAAAUGAUGUUUAGCA